GUCGCGCUGGCCUUCGGAGGCGAGGCGAACGUCGGAGCGGUGGUGCACGGUCGCGCGGGGAGGUGAAUUCUCUGUGGGAAGAGCGGGUGAAGGAGGACGAGGACGAGGACGAGGACGACAGCGACGACGACGACGACGAAAACAAAAACGACAGAGACAAAGGUGGACAGAGACGAAGGUGAUACGGCGACGCGAUUCGCCACGCAUGUUACGCAACGUGUGAUGCGACCGAUGCACCGUCGGCUGUCUUAGCGUCGUUUUAAAGGUUACCAUCGCGCGAAGGGAGCGAUCCCCGAGGGGAAAUUCAUUUCGGUCGACCGACCGCGAUGGGACGAUGUGCCGCCGCCGUUGCUGCAGCAGCAGCGUGACGCGGCGGAGGUUAUGACAGCGUAUUCUCAUGUACGAUCGCGCCGCGUCGCACGCGUGCGAAUGACAAUCGGCCGAGAAUACCCGACGUCCCUUAUACAUGUACGUUGGACGACGGUGCCUGGGCGACGUUAACGGAACGUCGCGAUUUGAUGCUGCGCGUGAUUCUCCGCAAGCGUGGUGCGAGGGGAACGGCCCCAAAAAAGUGGUGCAACAAGUUCGCGGCGGAUUGUCACGGCCGCUCUCGUUAUUUCAGGUGACCCCAAUCCAACGCAUCCGCGCGAUCGGCCGGUCACCGGAAGAGAAAGGGUAGUCGCUGCUUCGUCUGGAUCGCCUGGCGUCCGGGCGAAUCUCGCGUGGCGAGAGCCGAGAACGACGUUCGUUCCUCACGGAGCGCGUAACAUCGCCAUCGUCAUCGCCCUGCGGCGCAUCGCGUUGCGUCACUUGCGCUCACGACGCCAUUUUCGAUUAUUCGCGAGCGAACGGCGUGAUAGCAGCCGGUGGCCGUGGCCGUGGCGACGGUGGGACGUGACUGCAGCGCGCGCCGCGCGACUGCCGCUCACUUCUCGGCCCUUGCCCUCUCGGCCCACCCCCCUCCUAACCCCUUUGGGGCCUGUACCACGCGAUCCCGUCAAGUGUAUAUAUCGUUUACGAUUCACGGGUGGAUUGUGUGUACAUAUAAAUGGCGGCUGACGAAAGAUGGUAUUUUACGAGAGAACAGCUUGCCAACACGCCGAGCAGAAAAUGCGGCAUCGACGGAGACAAGGAGCUGAGCUAUCGGCAGCAGGCGGCGAAUUUUAUCCAGGACAUGGGACAGCGGCUUGUGGUAUCACAGUUAUGCAUCAACACAGCCAUAGUCUACAUGCACAGAUUCUACGUAUUCCAUUCACUGACGCAUUUCCACAGAAAUGCUAUUGCAGUGGCUGCUCUUUUUCUAGCAGCGAAGGUAGAAGAGCAACCACGAAAAUUGGAACAUGUUAUUAAAAUGGCAUAUAUGUGUCUUCACAGAGACCAACCUCCACCUGAUAGUAGAUCGGAGUCAUUUCUGGAGCAGGCGCAAGAUUUAGUAUUCAAUGAGAACGUUCUCUUACAAACAUUAGGAUUCGACGUUGCAAUUGACCAUCCGCACACACACGUUGUAAGAUGUUGUCAAUUAGUAAAAGCAAGCAAGGAUUUAGCUCAAACAUCAUACUUCAUGGCAUCCAACAGUCUACAUUUAACUACAAUGUGUCUGCAGUAUAAACCAACAGUUGUUGCCUGUUUUUGUAUACAUCUGGCGUGUAGAUGGUCUAAUUGGGAGAUACCACAAAGCACUGAAGGGAGACAAUGGUUCUGGUAUGUAGAUAGAACCGUAACUGCGGAACUACUUCAAGAGCUCACAGACGAGUUUCUUCAUAUAUUUGACAAAUGUCCAUCGAGAUUGAAAAGAAAAAUUAUGAGCAUCUCUGCGAAUCAGAGUCCGAGCAUUCAUCCUCCGAGUCUCUCAAAUUCGCCAUUUGUAAGUACUGAUACCGAGCCUCGUAGAAUACAAUCUCCAGCCACCUCGGCGGAUAAUGCUGUCGCUGCCGUUGUCGCCCAUUUAAAUCGCUCCCAUCACGCGGCGGAAGGUGCCGCCGUCGCUCACUCGAGCCGUUCGCAUCACGCGGCGGAAGGCACCGCAGGUGCUCCUGCCGCCGCCGCCGCCCAUUCGAGCCGCUCGCAUCACGCGACGGACGGUACCGCUUCCGUCUCCAUUACCGCUGCUGCUGCUCAUUCGAAUCGAUCUCAUCAUACAACUGAUGGUGCUGUCGCUCAUUCGAGUCGUUCUCAUCACUCGACGGACAUCGCUACUGCUUCCGUCACUUCCGUCGCCGCCCACUCGAGUCGCUCUCAUCAUGGGAUGGACAGUGCCCCUGCCACUUCUGCCGCCGUCAUUACUGCUGUUACUGCUCAUUCAAGUCGAUCUCAUCAUACUCAACAAGAGAAACAAGAUGAGAAGAAAGCUGGUACCAUCGCGGGACAACCGCCAAUAUCGAGAUCAGUCACGAUAGAUUACAGAGAAUACCGCGAGAAAAAAGAACGAGAGCGUCUAGAACGCGAACGUCUAGAACGUGAAAAGACUGUCGCUGCGAUUGGAUGUCAUAACGCUGAUCCUAAUAAAUCCCAUCAUUCAUCUCAUCAUCAUAAACAAGUAUCGAACGCGAGUAUACCAAGCAAGCACCAAAUACCAUCCGUACAAAAAAGCACUGGUCUCCAUCAUAAUCAUCAUCAUCGUCAGGACAUAAAAGUUGGUCAACCAGUUCCGCAAAGACAUUCAAGCAGUGGUCAACCUAAUCGCGACCCCAAUAGACGAUUGCCGAGGGAGCACAAUGCCAAUGUAGCCAGUGCGAGCGUCGGUAUAACGCACUCUUCGCACUCUCAUGCCAAUUUGGAUAGUUCCUCCGAGUCCGCUUCUCAUAGGCCGGAUAGUGCUAUGCCGGAUUCCGUGUCCUCGGCACAUGGAAGUUUGCAGGAGAAAAUGAGCACCAACAAUCACGGACACAGACUGAAUGCGCUCGAUAGCAAGCAUCAAGCGCACGAUAAAAGAUUAUAUCGAGGAGAGGAUCCAAGACUUAAGUCCGCCAAGUACGCAGAUAUGAAUAGGAUUGAAAAUCAACGCCGGAAAGCGGAGACUUUGGAACAGAGAUGCGAGGAAGUACGGAAGCUGAUUGAGAAGCCGUUGCCGCCGCCGAAGCAGACGGAUGUGCUGUAUCUGAUGAAUGCGCAGCAAAAACAAGCGCACCAUGCGAAGUAUAAUCAGCAGCAAGAUAAAUCACAGAGCAGCUCGUUUGUCGGCGAUAUAAAGCAUACGCCGACUACCAAUCAGAACGUGCUCCCGCAGGGUACGUCACCGAGCACUUCAUCAUCGCAAAAAUCAACGUCUCUCAAGACGCAGAUAUAUAAUCAACAUACCGCGCAGGGUGUAUCCCAGAUUCUGAAAGAUACUAUCAAAAACGGCAGUUCCCAGUCUUGCUUAAGUACGUUGAACAAUGUAGACGAUAUAAAGACAGAGAAACGACCGCGAUCUAUUGCGCAUGAGGACUUUGCUGAAAGAAACACCGCGGACGCUCAGCAGAGUAAUCUGCACACACCACCUGGCAAGCACAAAUCACUUUUCAGUCCAGAGACAUCAAUCACUCCCAAAGAAUCACACGCGCAAAGCGUGAGGCCUAAAUCAAAGCAGAAGACUCCACCUUUCGCAGCUACGAAGGUGAAGGAACGCGUAUCACCGUUUGCGAGCUCCCCGACUCUGCAAGACUCAUUAACAAUGAAACGAAUAGCCUCCAACGACAGUGGGCCAACCACACAUAAAAGAAUCCGUACUUCGAGUAUCGGUGAGAGUGAACAGUCUGUGAAAAUAAAGCAAGAGAUAAAGCUGGAGGAUCCGUCUGUGAAAAUAAAACAAGAGAUAAAGCUAGAGGAUCCAUCCAGUUUGGAGGCGAUGAAGAUGCUUGGUCGUGUGCCCGAUCUGAUCCAACCAAUACGUGACAAUCCGUCGAAUAGCAGAAACAGCAGUGCGUCAUCCGUCAUUAACGAUUUGAAACCACCAGAACUCAUCAAACCGUUUGAAUCGGAUCAGUCUCGUUACAACGCGAUCGCGCAGCACAAAGGCUCGACAAUGAAUAUGAGCGCACUGACAAAUGGUAUGGACCUCAACGUAAUCAAACAAGAGUUGCCGGAACAGCGAAUAAAAAGGGAGCUCCUUGAUUACGUAAAGAAGGAGCCGGGACAUAGAGCCCCAGAAUCAUUGCAUUCCCACUCACAGACGAAGCUCGAGUACACGUCGCCGAUAAAAUCUGCGCAGAGUAUAAGCGCAUUGCUCCAGGAACCAUUGGCGCCGAUGCCAUCGCUGUUGCAGGGAUUGCAACAACAUAUACAACCUCAACAAAUACAACCUCAGCAGAUAAAAAUAGAAUCUCAGGAACAUAUACACCAGCAACAACAUCAUCAGCUACAGUCUAUUCAGCAUUCGUUGAUCGUCGAGCAGUUGCCAGUGACGAGUCAGUGUUUAUCAAUAAUGAGCGAUAAUUUUACAUCGAUUGCCUCGACAGUCGACAUCAGCGUUCUCUCUGAUAACGUGUCAAUGACGAUGCCAACUAAUAGCACCAUAGAACUGCCGGCACCAAUAGCCGCAGCAUCGAUUUCUACAGUAUCGAUUGUUCCUCCGAUUGAAGAGAAAAGAUCGGAGCACCAUAAGAGUGAGAAAAAGAAAAAGAAAGAAAAACAUAAACAUAAAGACAAAGAGAAAAGUAAGGAGAAACAUAAACAUAAGCACAAAGACAAGGAUAAAGAGAAACAUCGUGAGAAAAAAGACAAGGAAAAAAGCGAAGAAACGCCGGCAGCAGCACCCAUCAAGAUUACGAUUCCCAAGGACAAGCUGAACCUGAGCACGGAAGUAUCAACAACCGUAGUCGGCGGAGGCUUGUCCGACAAAAACAUAUCGCCGCAGAGUACAGGUCUAAAAAUCAAGAUCCCCAAAGAACGGCUCAAAGGCACCGAUAGCGUGCCUAGUUCCUCACCAGCGCAGCCACCGAUGAUGCAGGCUCCGCUAAAGAUUAAAAUACGUACCGACGGCAUCUCGAGAAGUUCCGCAGCGACGGCACCGCCGUCGGCAUCAUCAUCAUCAUCAGCGAAUGGUUCGAGUGGAUCCUCGCACAUGCAGGUCUCCUCCGAAUUAUCCGCAAAUGAAACGACGAAUCGGAAACGUGAGCGCGUCGAGAUGACUGGCGACAGUUCGGGCCUCCCAUCUACAAAGAAGCAGUCGCUGGUGAUACCCACUAUGGGUUACGGACAGAGUCAUCGACCAGGAGAACGGCAGAAUGGCAGACACUAUAACUCCGGCAGCAAUAACAAGGAAAGACACACGUCCAGUCAUCACAAAAGCUCCAGCAAACUGCCACAGUCUCAGCAGUCCCACGCGACGUAGUGUGACAAUUUGGAUGAAGUAAUCAGAAGUUGCUCCAAACGAUCGGUCCAUGCUGAAGAGGAAAGCGCAUAGUCCGAACUAAUCCACUCAGGUGGUAGGAUGAUUAAUGAGGGAGAUAUUACUACUUUGUUUUAUUGUCCUAAGCUUUUGAAACGAUAACGAGAUAUAUAACACUCGGAUAUGUUCUGAGAUAUAUUUUGAGAAAUUUCUGCAACAUGUAUAUACCAGAACAUACCUGAUUUGUCUCUGAUAUUGAUCGUUUGCCUCGAUAAGGAUCAUCUCUACUCGUUCAUUUCUUUCUCAAUCUCGCCUCUUCUCUUUUCUCGUUCUCUCACGCUUUCUUCUUAUUCUGGCGACGAGAAAAUGGUUUUCUACAAUCGUCACAGUGACAUACCUUAGAUUAAAAAAUGUAAAUAAGAGAGAGGAAAACAUGAUCUUACUCAGUUUAAUUAAAUGUGACGCACUCCUGAUUGCUCGCGAUUCUUUUCACUCGCCCGCCUCUCUUCCAUUCACAGAGCGCACAUGCAAUUGAGUGAUGAUCUUGAAACGGAGAUGAUUCUUGUUGACGAACGCUCUCUCGUCUGUCCUAAAUGAAAAUUUACGACAAAGUGCGUGAAGUAUUAGUACAUGAUUAACGAUUGUUAAUACCGAUGCUAUGAUCUAACGCUUCGCUAUUUCUAUUGCGAGUUUCCACUUGUUUAUUAUGUUUUCAUUCAAGUGUCUCAAAAUUAUUUUUUAUUUGAUUUUAUUUUAGUUUAUAUACAUGUCUCUUUAUACUUCGAGAGAUUGAUAAUAGUAAAAUUUACAGAAAAAUUUUUCUUGACCUUGAUAUGAGACUUGGUGUAUCAUAUAUAGAUUCUUGAAAGAAAUCUGUCUCCAAAUGAAGAUGUCAAGAUUUCAAAGACAAAAUUCAUAAAACAACCUUAAAAAAAAUCUAAAAAAUAUAAUGCAUAUUUAAUAUAACAAAGGUAUAUAAGAGUAUAAUUAAUUAUAUUCGAAUAAAGAUCGAAAAAACUGUAAACAAGCAUUUCAUCGAAAUAAAAUAAGAAAAAUCAAUUUCGGAAUGUUCGUAAUUUUCUGAUAUGAUCAGUAUAGUGCAUUUUUAUAUGCAAUAAAGUAUAUGCAUACAAUAAAUUUGUAUUAAAUGCUUUUGCAUAUUUUUUCAUAAACUUCAUAACAUGUUAUUUUUGAAAUUCUGAAAUGUAACUUGAUGUAACAUAAACUCAAAUAUUAGUUUCAUUUUUAAUAUUUGAAUAUCUAUACGAAACACCUAAUCUUGUAUCAAAGUUGGAUAAAAGAUUUUUUUGUAAUCGAUAGCAUCUAUAAUUAAUAAUUAAAAAUGAUGGAAAAAAAUUCCUAUGAUGAAAAAAAUUCAAUAUAGAUAUAUUCAUAGAUAUUUGACUACAUCCGAAGAAAUAUCGAAAAAAUAUUAAAAAAAGAAAGAAUGUUAUAUUUAAUAAUAAACUCGCGCGAGUAGCGAUGCGUUAAGUCGGAAGAGGGUGGUUAAUAUACCGCUUAGCAAAGAGAGACCUUCGUUAUAAAUUGUUUCAGGGAAAAAAAA
This is a messenger RNA of Pogonomyrmex barbatus (red harvester ant), 6872 nucleotides long. RefSeq lists its product as uncharacterized. The record is from RefSeq and is a predicted model, not a curated record. Gene Ontology annotation, biological process: regulation of transcription by RNA polymerase II. Lineage: Eukaryota; Metazoa; Arthropoda; Insecta; Hymenoptera; Formicidae. Gene Ontology annotation, molecular function: cyclin-dependent protein serine/threonine kinase regulator activity.